GUCAAUACUUGUCAAAGCCUUAACGAUGUUAAAUAAUCUGGAACGAGCUGCAUUACCUAACAUUUCAAGGCCACCAGCACCAGCGGAGAAACAAAAGGAGAAUCAGGUGACAGCAGAUAAUGCUGCACAAUGCUCGGUCACCUCCAUCUACCAUGCCAACAUUGCAGACUUAUAUCGCAAAGUAACAGCCACAUGGUCCAAAAUCCUUGCUAACCAUUCUUUUAUUAUCAAUGUAGAAAACCCUUCAGAUGAUCAAAGUCGUUGUACCUGCAAGAUUGAUUUAAAAGCAUGGCAAUUUUGGGGAAGAAAAGGUCUCAAAAGCUUGGAAGUAGAUGCCAAUCGGGUAGACAUUUACUGGGAUUUUCGACAGGCAAAGUUUUCUGGCAUUUGCCCUGAGCCCUGCUCAGACUAUUAUGUGGCAAUUGUGUCUGGGGAAGAAGUGGCAUUAGUUCUAGGAGAUAUGAAAAUAGAUGCUUUUAAGAGAACCAAUAAAAGACCUUCCUUGAUAGAUCCUACCUUGAUGUGCAAGAAAGAGCAUAUUUGUGGGAAGAAAUUAUUUUGUUCCAAGCUCAAACUAGAUGAGGGGAAACAUGAGCAUUUUAUUAUGAUUGAGAACUCUCUAUGUGGUUCUGAUGAUCCUGAAAUGUGGGUUUGCAUAGAUGCCACUACUGUGAUUCGGAUUAUGAACUUGCAUUGGAGGUUUAGGGGAAAUGAAAUUGUCACAGUGAACAAAACACCUAUACAAAUUUUCUGGGAUGUGCAUGAUUGGUUAUAUAAUAACUCUGGUUCAAGCCAUGGCUUGUUUAUUUUCACGCCAGGCGCACCAGAUUAUUCUUCAGUUCAUUCUGACUCUGACUAUAGAAACUCCAUCACUGGCGAUGAUGGCUGCCACAUAUAUGACGUACCAAGGGAAAGCCAAUCAAUUCCAAAAUUUUGCUAUGUUCUAUAUACUUGGAAAAUUGAGUAG
Molecule: messenger RNA, 967 nt
Organism: Durio zibethinus
Lineage: Eukaryota; Viridiplantae; Streptophyta; Magnoliopsida; Malvales; Malvaceae
Product: kinesin-like protein (DUF868)
Source: RefSeq, a predicted model, not a curated record